AUGGAAUGCCUGGUGUGCUUUGCCCUCUUGCUCCUGCUGGCCUUUAAUGGACUAAUGCCCAGCGCUGAGAGGCACAAGGAGGGACCUCACAGUGACCGUGCCCUGAAAGAUGCAGCUCAGAAACGCUCGUCUCGCUCCUCGGACCUGAAGGCGGGCCGCUGCUCCUACACCUUUAUCGUGCCCCAGCAGAAGCUGAAGGGUGCCCUGUGCGUCAGCCAGGAGUCCAUCGGUCGCGCCGCCGCCGCCAACCACUCAGAGGUGGUGUCGCUGCGGCAGGAGCUGAGCCGUCAGCAGGAGCAGCUGGAGAGGGUGCGUGCGCAGCUGGAGCAGGAGGGCGCCAUGGCAACCGAGGUGCGGGCACUCCGGCGGGAAAGCGGUGCCAUGAACGCCCGCAUCGCCCAGCUCUACGCCGAGCUGCUGCAUGAAGUCACCCUCAAGAAGGGCCAGGACCUGGAGCAGCGGAGACUGGAGAACCUGCUCCUCAACGCCACGUCUCAGGUGCUGCAGGUGACCAGCAGCUACAGAGAGCUGGAGAAGAAGUAUGAGGCCCUAACCUCUAUUAUAAGCAACCAGAGCCAUCUGCUAAAAGAUCUGGAAAAACAGUGUCAACUCGGCAACAAACCCUCACAGACAGAAAAAGAGAAGGCACCAUCCUCUAGUUUCCCGUCCAGUCCGAAAUCCAAUGAUGUCCAGAGAGACCAGAGUGCCCCGCCACCAAACUCCAAGUCUGUGCGGGGCGUCCAGGAAGUGGUCACAGCCUCACCUGCCCCCUCCACUGACUCCCCAUUCAUCAGCUUCCCCGUCACCAAGAGCCCAGGCCCGUGGCGGGACUGCCAGCAUGUGCUGGAGUCCGGUGAGACCACCAGCGGCAUCUACCUGCUGCGGCCGCAGGGCACCAACCUCCUGGUGCAGGCCUGGUGCGAGCAGAGCCGCGCCCAGGGGGGCUGGACCGUCAUCCAGAGGAGGCAGGACGGCUCCGUCAACUUCUUCCGCACCUGGGAGUUUUACAAGCAAGGCUUUGGGAAUCUGGACGGGGAGUACUGGCUGGGCCUGGAGCACCUCUACUGGCUUGCUGAACAGGCCACCUACAAGCUGAGGGUGGCCAUGGAGGACUGGAAGGGGCGCCAUGUGUUCGCCGAGUACGACAGCUUCCGCCUGGAGCCGGAGAGUGACUGGUACCGCCUGCGUCUGGGCAACUACAAUGGCAAUGCUGGGGACUCGCUCUCGUGGCACAGUAACAAAGCUUUUACCACUCAUGACCGUGACAAAGAUUCAUAUUUAGGAAACUGUGCCCACUACCACAAAGGAGGCUGGUGGUACAACAUGUGUGCCCACUCCAACCUGAACGGUGUGUGGUACAGGGGCGGGCACUACCGGAGCCGCUACCAGGACGGAGUCUACUGGCAAGAGUUCCACGGAGGUGCAUACUCUCUCAAGAAGGUCACCAUGAUGAUCAAACCCACUUAAAUCAGUCAGGUCAACACCAAAGACACGCUGUGGUCACAGCUCUCACAUGAUGGACAUAUUGAGCACCAGGCGUCUCAGGUUUUUGGCGAGAUUUUUAGGUGUGGACUGUCACUCAACAAUGUGUGGACGAAACAGACACACUUUUUGUCCACACAUCUGAGGGAAAAAAAGGUCCCAGCUUCAAGUGGACAUUUUCCACUUAAUGAUGUGUGAUUCUGAAUAUAUAUGAAAAAUCACAAUGAGAAAAGAUAGGUUUUAUAGUGAUGUGUGUUCAUCGAUUGUUGAUGAGUUCCUGAGCCAACCCCCACGCAGAGCAAUAUGUUGUUUUAUAAAGCGAUGCAGUAUGUGAUCUUGAGCCAACCCCCACGCAGAGCAGUAUGUUGUUUUAUAAAGCGAUGCAGUAUGUGAUGAGUUCUU
This is a messenger RNA of Alosa alosa (allis shad), 1884 nucleotides long. RefSeq names its product angiopoietin-like 6 (gene angptl6). Lineage: Eukaryota; Metazoa; Chordata; Actinopteri; Clupeiformes; Clupeidae. The record is from RefSeq and is a predicted model, not a curated record. Bases 1 to 1467 code for a protein of 488 amino acids. The transcript has 6 exons.